Messenger RNA from Rotaria sp. Silwood2, 882 nucleotides. The record is from the annotation of a GenBank genome assembly. NCBI's taxonomy places the organism in Eukaryota, Metazoa, Rotifera, Eurotatoria, Philodinida, Philodinidae.
AUGAAUAAUAUCGAUCAAACACGUCUUGCUCGAUUACGUCCAGAAAAACUCGAUGAUGUGUCUGUUAAAGAACAGAUUUUACUGAUACAAAAAGCAUGUGGUAAUGUUAAUCCGGAAAAAAUAGCCCUUGUCUUUCAUGAAUGUGAUUAUAAUAUGCAAGAAACAAUAAAUCGAAUACGUGCAGGAGAUUUUGAGGAUGGUGGCUGGCAAACAGCUAAAUCAAAUAAUAAAAAGAAAAAUCAUAAUAUAAGUGAUCAAAAAAUGAAUGGUAAUAAUUUAAGUGAUAGUGAACGUUCUCUUUCUCAACGUACAUCUCCAACUUCAUCACUUCGUGGUGGACAUCAUCGAAAUGAUCAUUAUCAAUAUUCAACAUCAAUACGUACGAAUAUUGGACGACGUGGAAAUGAUUCUGGUCGAAAUCGUUUUAUUCCAUCGAAUUCACGUUAUUCACUUCGUAAUAAAUCAACAAGAACAACAACAGAUUCAUCACAACCAAUAAUCAAUAAAACAUCUUCAAUACCUAAACAAAUAAAUGAAGAAUUAACACAAAUAAUUUCACCAUUAACAGAUGAAUAUGAAUUUAUCGAUGGUAUAAGACAAUCAUUAAGUUUUGAUAAUAGUCAAAUGAAAACAUCAUUACAAACUUUAUCAAAACGUCAAAUACCAUCAACUAUUCCUCGAGAACCUGUAUCAAUGCAUCCAGCAGUAAAAUUUCCAACUGAACCAAUUGAUAUACAAUUUGGUGAUGUUCAAUGGAAUGAUUCUGUACCUAUAGCAGUUAGUCCGUCCAAUAAUACAGUUAUAUCAACAACAUUAGACAAUCAUCAUAAAGAUAUAUUAUCAACUAUAGACACUGAUAAUAAUCAGGAAAAUGAAGAGUAA